Austrofundulus limnaeus is the source of this 2605-nucleotide messenger RNA. It is a transcript of the gene cd151l, whose product is annotated as CD151 antigen, like. Bases 178 to 942 code for a protein of 254 amino acids. Gene Ontology annotation, biological process: cell migration. Lineage: Eukaryota; Metazoa; Chordata; Actinopteri; Cyprinodontiformes; Rivulidae. The record is from RefSeq and is a predicted model, not a curated record. The transcript has 9 exons. Gene Ontology annotation, cellular component: plasma membrane.
UGUGCGACAGAUUAGGGCUACCUAAACACUGGGCCAUCGACCGGGAGAAUACUAAAUCUGUCCUAGUCAGACCUGAGUCGCUGCUUGGACCAGCAUUUCCGCAGCAGAAAGCGGAACGAGAACAGGAGAUAUUUGAUAACAUUUCAGCCUUCGACAGAAAUCAGAAGAAGCGGAAGCAUGGGGGUUUAUGAAGAGAAAAAGGAAACAUGUGGAACCAUCUGCCUGAAGUACCURCUGUUUACCUUCAAUUUUCUCUUUUGGUUGGCAGGAGGAGUUGUGAUAGCGGUGGGUGUUUGGACCUUAGUUGAGAAGAGCGACUACAUCAGCCUUCUCUCCUCCAAGACCUACGCUGCCUCUGCCUACAUACUGGUCCUGGCUGGAGUCAUCGUCAUGGUAACUGGCGUGCUGGGAUGCUGUGCCACUUUCAAAGAGCAGAAAAAGCUGCUGCGAGUGUACUUUGUCCUGCUUCUGUGUAUCUUCCUGUUGGAGAUCCUUGCUGGCAUCCUGGCUUGUAUCUACUAUCAGCAGCUAAAUGAGGAGCUGAAGCAGAAUCUGAAGAACACCAUGGUCAAGAAGUAUAGAGAAGAGAAAGAAAAUGAACAUAUCACCAGGGCUGUAGACAAGCUGCAGCAAGAGUUUAAGUGCUGUGGGAGCCACAACUCAUCCGACUGGGCAGAGAGCUCGUGGAUUCGCUCGGUCUUUUCUGAAGGCAGGGUCGUUCCUGACAGCUGCUGUAAGACUGUGUUAGACUUGUGCGGCAGAAGAAACCACCCAUCCAACAUCUACAAGGUGGAGGGGGGCUGCAUCACUAAACUGGAGAAUUUCAUCCUGGACCAUCUGAAGAUUAUUGGAGCUGUGGGCAUUGGGAUUGCUUGUGUACAGAUCUUUGGAAUGGUGUUUACAUGCUGCCUUUAUCGAAGUCUAAAGGCAGAGCCGUACUAAAAAAGGCAGAAGAAGAAAAGAGUGUGGGUGAAGGAGGUAACCUCAUCAUGACAAGCUCGUACCAAAUGAUUCAUCUCGUAGCCUUACACGUUGGGUUGAAAAAAAAAAACAUGGUGAAGGAGGAAUGUAAUUGUACAUCUAAGGAUCACAUUUCAUAAAAAAAGAAUGGAAAAAAAACAUUACAAAGGUUCAUUUUUAAAGUAAUUAGGCCCUCGGAUUGCAACACAGCUACAUCUUCAAGAUCACAGCACGGUGAGAAAAGGCCUCAACGAGGAGCUGAUGGGAAUUUUAACACAGCUUGUUUAAGUUAGUGUAGAAUAGCCUCUUUCUAAGCAUUGUAGUUGUCCUCGGCACCGGCCCCAACAAUGACUGAACCAGUUCUGAGGAGAUGAGUAAAAGUGUCCAUUCUGUUCACCACAUUUUCUGUUCGAACUCUGGAGCAGCUGUUCAAUUUCAGCAAGCCUUUGUAUGCCCACACUAACCACCAAGCUUUAGAAUUCAAGCCUGUUCAUGAAGAGGCCUUUUUAAAUUUUUAUAUUUUGUAAAUGAUCAUUUCCUGGAACACCCGAGGUGCCUUUUUUUUUCAAAGGUACYCAUUGCUAAGAAUGAAAUGAAACACAAAAAAGGUUAUCCUGAGGUUAACUCAAUGGUGCAGGUUGAAAGUGUUUACUUAAAUACUUUAUCAGAUAUAUUUAAGGCAGGUCUGAAAUGCGGGUCCAUGUUCAAUGUAAACAAAGCACUCUGCUGAAUAUGCCAUAAACGUGUGGAUGUUUGAGUCACAUGAUUGACCUACAUUAGUCUGUAGGUUAAUUAAUAUGAUUGAAUCAGACAAGCAUGGACCAGUAAGUUUAAUGUUUGAUCCCUUUUUUUAGUUACUUUGGCUCUUUCUGUAGGCAAACAAACACACGUAAUUGUUGUUUUUUUAUUAGUUUCGACAUGACUUUGCAAUGAGUACCUUUAAAGUCAUUUUUGAAGUGUACAGCUUUAUUAUUGUCACAUCUUUUCUCACCAGCAUAUUGAUUAUGUAGAAGAAUUCAUUUAUAAACCUAAAAACCCAUUUAAAAAACAGGCCCUCCUAUAGUUAACGACUAAUCUGGCCUGUACGAAACUCACACCCUUUUCUUUACAUUGACUUAUCUAUUAGUGUCACAACUGAUAAGAAACUAACUACUGAUAACUUUUUGAACUGGAUUAUCACUUUAGUUGGUAGUAUUUUUUUUAGUUUUUAUUGCAUUAAGUGUCUUGUUUAUUCAACUUGGAUAUACGUUUACCUAAAUCUUAUCACCUUUAUAUUGCUUAUAUUAUAUAUGGGGAGAUUUUAAUUAACGUAUUCAUAUAAUUGUGUUAUACAAUCAGUGUCAUCACAAGAAACAGCUUUUUUAUCAAGUUUUUAUACACCAGUGCCAAAGUUUGUUCUUGUCAGAUUAAACCUGCUGUACCACCUCAUCCGGACGCCAUUGCAUAUCUACUGUAUUGAUCCUUUUACAUUGUCUUUCUUAAAUUAUUAGUUUGCUCACUGUUGAAUAGAAGUUUUUAACACUCUACUAGUAGGAAUUAAUAUUCACACCUUGUUAGAAAUUAUUCUUUCUAAUUUGCAUAACGAACAGCAAUAAAAUAAUUGUAUUUUUUGUUAGCUUUUAGUUUGAAUAAACAUUGAACCAUC